Formica exsecta is the source of this 1052-nucleotide messenger RNA. RefSeq lists its product as uncharacterized. The transcript is spliced from 2 exons. Bases 280 to 780 code for a protein of 166 amino acids. The record is from RefSeq and is a predicted model, not a curated record. Lineage: Eukaryota; Metazoa; Arthropoda; Insecta; Hymenoptera; Formicidae.
AGUCAGUCUCGGUGGCUGCAGUAGAUCACAACAAGUAUUGCGUGAUUUCGUUCCAUAACAUUAGUCUAAGCAAAAUGUUACAUCUAUUAUAAUAUCCAGACAUUAGAAUAAGAUCCAAUGUACUGCAUUCUGAACACAGCAUUCUAAAAGACAGAUAUUUUAACAGGAUAUAUUUUAAUGAAUUAAAUACUAAGAAAUGUAUAAUUUUAAAAUUGACAUUUUGAAAAGAAGCGCGCUGAUUAGUCGCUAAAUGAUCGAUAGAAAACUGCUUGGUGUAUAAUGGGAAAAAUGAAGAGAAUAUUAAGACCGUUGAUAAAAAUUAAGCGCCUUUCGAGGAGAAAAAAAUUGAUUCUACUAGGUCGCGAAAUUGAGAAACAUAUACGAUGGAGAUGGGAACGAGACAAAAUGCAGGCUACUUUGGAGGCCAUCGCUACGGUUAAUCUCAACACAUUAAAAAUUACAGCGAAUCCAGAUAUUGAUAUAGAUUAUAUCAAAGGCAUGUCAACCGUAUCAAUUUACGAUCAUAAUUAUAGAAGUCCGGUACAAGAAAACAUAUCCGAAGUUUCUAUACAUAUCAGACCCGGCAUGAUACGUAAGUUGAGCAAUUUAGAUAUCAGCGAUGAAAAUGAAACAGAUUGUAACGCGAACACGCCACAACAGGACAUCGGAUACAAUAUUUUACAACAAACUUCGUAUCUUCGUAUAAGCGACCAUAACGAACCAGAUAUAAAUGAAAGAAUAAAGAAUAUCAUCGUAUCGGAGAAUGUAAAUAUUAAGUGAGACAAAUUUUAAAGAUUUAAAAAAAAAAGAUAUUACCUGCGUAUUUAACAUAAAUACUCUAUUAAUCUCACGUGUCGAUAUAUAUCUAUGUAUAUAAAUGCGUAUUUAGCGCAUAUGCAUGCGUAUCUUUUUCUGUGACGUGAUGCGCAAUUUAGUCUUAUAUUAUAUUAAAAAUCUUACGUGUAUAAUUAUGAGUAUUUAUAUAGUAUUUGUAAACUAAUUAUUAUUUUGGAUAAUGUAAUUAACUAAAUAUAAUUUUACAUUACACACAA